AUGUGCACGCACCGUCUACAUACGCAAAGCUGCCAGUCCAUAACUAGCCAGUAAGGCUUGUGUAGAAUGCAUCGAUCCAACGUUCGUAGCUAGUCAAGAUAACGAAGAUUAAAACGCUGCCCAAAGGCUGCGCUCGGUGUCGACAGGUAAGGUGGACGCAGCGUGCCCCUUGUCACAGUUGGUCUCGAAUCGAGUAAAAAUAAACCUGAAUAUGGUGCCCUAAUGACAGCAAAGAAUCUUUCACCAAUAUCCGGUCUGCCUGACCAGCCUGCAAUGGCAAGUUAGGCAGCACGGAAAACGUCGACUGUCUUCUGUGAGCUAGGAACGGCGUAACUCUUGUUAAGCGAGUGGAACUUCAAUCGCUUAGACUUUCAGUCAAAUUUCUGCAUCUAUAACCCUUAAUGAAAAAGCUAAUCCUUAUCAGUUAUAGCUGCUACACAGUGAAUGACAAGCACUGUGAAAUACACUAGAAAAACCUAAAAACAGCGUUUAGCUUUCGCGGAGUUGGAUACCAGCGUAGAGCGAUUUGCAGGAAACGUAACCGCCAGUGUGUCCGUCGUGCGGAUCCAAUUCGGAGUGAUCUGUCUGUAUAUGUUCGUAAUUUUUAAAAAGUGCGGCGUGACCGCUUCGUCUGCAAAGGCAGUACACGAUAAGCAAGGCUUCAGUCGUUUUUGUGUUCAAGAGAAAAACUUCGUGGAGUAUCAAGGUCGUUUUUACAAGAUGGAACUCAAACAUAAAGAUAAUGCUAUUGAACCCUCUCUUCGGCACCGGCACUCACCUCAUCGACAGGCUUGGCUUCUGCAUGAGCAAGCCAGCGCAGGUGGGAAGCCGAUGUACGUUGAAACCAUUGACGGCGCGGGCGACGGUCCGUCUGUGAAAUUGCCAUCAUCCGCAGUUCCAUGCGGAAACGAAGGUCUAAGAAAUUUGUGCCGUCAGUUCAGCGCACUUUUCCGAAAAGACUUUAUAAUUCGAAAAUGGAAGCGGCACUACAUUCGGUCGGCUACUGAGUUAAUCCUGCCUGCGUUUCUGAUAGGGGUCAUCGUUUAUCUGCAAUCGAAAGUUGAUACCGGACAUGAAGGCCUAGUACUAAUGUGGAGUGGACCUAACACGUACAGUACACUUGGUCCUUUUUCUAGUGAAGAUAUCUACUUUCACCGCUUUACCAGAGCGCCAACAGAGGAGACUCAGAUACAGCAAGUUCUGAAGGUGGACUGUGGUCGGGUAGCCUAUGCCCCUCGGACGACCUACACGGACUCACUGAUGAAGAUUUACCUUAAGGCGAAUAGUUCCAGAGUGAUCACACCUUUCGAAACCGUAGAGGAGCUCGAUGACUACUUGUUAAGUAUAAACGUGUCCCUUGAUCUCGCCAUCAUAUUUGACGAAGAUACGGCCAAAGGUGAUAAUCCAGGCCUGCUGGGAUACAUGUUCCGCUUUAAUUCAAGCAGGUGGCACUUUAACACUGGAAGGAAAUUUAACCCGGAUCCACCGGGCGGGGGCCCGAGAAGCAAGCAUAUUAGCUUUGAGGAAAGGUAUCUUCUCUUUCCCAGCAUGAACGCUCUGUUCGAUAAACAUCUUGAGUUCUAUAAUCUUCGCAAGCACUCCGGUAUUGAAGUAUCUGCCGACUGGCUGCCGUACAAUCCAAAAAUGAAACCGUUUCCUACCCCGAGGUAUCUAAAAGAUGAUACAUUUUUAAGCGUUAUCACGUUUGUGCCUUCGAUGAUUUCGUUUGGGUGUAUUUUGUUCGUGCUCUUCUUUACGUUACAAAUAAUUCAGGACAAACAUAGUCGUAUACGGGAGCUGCUGCGUAUGAUGGGCAUGUCGGAUCUUGUCUACUGGACUAAUCUUUUUUGUAUCGGCUGUGUCUCAGUUGGCAUCAUUAUACUGAUGACCUUGGCAGUAUUCUGUUUUUUUGACUCAUUCGACAUAUCCGUCUUACCCCACUCGGAUCGUUCGCUCGUUUUAGCUGUGCUGGUUCUGUUCGGUAUUGGAACUAUUCUUCAAAACCUUUUCAUUAGCGUUCUCGUUAACUCACCAAUACUUGGUGCAAUCAUUGCGCUGUUAGCAUGGGUCGCGUCGAUUGUAACCGCGUCUAGUUUUCUUGAUCCACCGGGACGAAACUUCUACGGAUCGCUCAGCGCGGAAAAGAAGAUGUACACAUCAUUUCUGCCCACCUGUGGCCUCUAUUGGGCCUUCAAAAUAAUCAGCUUUUGGGAGCGAGCAGGUAUCGGCGCUCACUGGAAAAACGUGCGAAUGAUUGCACAAGCAGGUGAUAACUGCUCACUACUGGACAUCAUGGGCAUGAUGUUACUAUCUUGGAUCAUCUUCGCAAUCUUGAUCUUCUACCUCGAUGCCGUCAUUCCGUGGCAACUUGGCAUACCUAAACAUCCACUAUUUGUAUUUCAACGCUCCUAUUGGUGUCCUCAAUCAAGUUCCUUUGACAGCUCCAAGACCACAAGCUCGACAAGCAAAGCCCAAAAUAGUCAAGCUGCGAUGUUUGAGUCGCCUCCGGUCAAUAUUGGGCAUCCUGUCAUAGUCUUGCGCGACAUCUCUCAUCGGUUCGACGCGUCGCAAAAAAAGGCCAUUGAUCAUUUAUCGCUUGAUUUGUACCGUAACCAGAUCACAGUGAUUCUCGGUCAUAAUGGCGCCGGCAAAACAACAACAAUGAACAUACUUACAGGAUUAUUUCUUCCCACUGCCGGCGAAAUGUACAUCAAUGGUCACAGUGUGCGUACAGAUACGGCUAAGGCGCGUCGAGGCGUGGGGUUCUGUCCCCAGCACAACGUUCUAUUCAACGACCUUACCGUUGAAGAGCAUCUAAAAUUUUUUGCCUUAAUCAAAGGUGCAAAUGAAAAGGAAACAACGACAGAAAUUGAGAUGCUGUUGAUGAAGUUUGCUCUGUUGCCUCAAAGACAUGUACAGGCCCGUCAUCUUUCUGGCGGAAUGAAGAGGAAGCUCUGUAUGGCAAACGCCAUGAUCGGUGGAAGCGAUAUCCUUGUACUAGACGAGCCGACAGCUGGCAUGGAUCCCCAGGCGCGACGCGACGUCUGGACAAUUUUACAAGAAGCGCGUCGCAGCCGAACAGUUCUAUUGACCACCCAUUACAUGGAAGAGGCUGAUGUAUUAGGUGAUCGAAUAGCUUUUCUUUCAAGUGGCAAGCUUAAAUGCGCUGGGUCACCGAUGUUCCUAAAGAAGAAAUUUGAGACGGGUUACAAUAUACGCUGCGCUAAAGCUAGUUCAGAAACCGAUGUCGAAAAAGUCGUGGGAACCAUGAAGGAUUUUCUCAGAGAUAAUCCGGUUUAUUUAACGUCCGACCUUGGAUUAGAAUUCUGCGUUAAUGUUGCAUUUCCUGAAACGGCGCACCUAGUAAAACUCUUCCGAUACAUCGAAGAAAAUAAAGACAACCUUAAGAUUGCCAGUUUUGGCGUUUCCGUAACGACGAUGGAAGAUGUCUUCCUUCGCGUCGGCGAGCUUGAUCAGGGACACGAAGAUGCAUCAAACAGCCAUUCCGCGACGAGAUUUGAUCGGUUCCCUCAGUUCAAUAGAACUUUUGGAUGGCCUUUAUGGUUGGGUCAGUUUCGCGUAUUGUUCCUCAAACGAGUCCACGUUAUUCGACGACAAUGGUAUAUGUUUGUCUUCCUGCUGGUGCUGCCUUCUGUCCUUGCGAUAAUGUUCUGUUUCCUCAAUAACCGGUUACUGGCGGCCGAUCUCGAAGACGAGGACAGCGGUCGGCCAUUAGUAAAGUUGGCACAGAAAUACCGCUGGAACGGUGAGCGAACGGUACUGAACUACACGUUCAACUCGUUGUUGACUAGCAGACCUAAGCAGAGCUUUAUACAGGAAACUAGCCCCUCGAUAAAUAUGAUAACCUCCAUCUUGCAAGACAACGCACUUCAAAUACAUCGGAUUCCAAGUAAUAUUGACAUAGAUUCCUAUUUGCUUCAACAGGCCGGCAACGAUCUUUCAUUUUACAAGGAGUGCUGGUCUAUGGGAGUUAGCUCGGACCCCAAGCUGUCCAACGAAACGAUCCUUUGGUUUAACGGGGAAAAACUCCAUAUCGGAGGAGCAACGCUCGCUAGCUGGCACACGGCAGUCCUAAAUCAGCGACUGGCCAAUAUGCCACAAAGGCAAAAGGUGUCAGUGAAUGUUCGCAAUCAACCAUUGGGUCAACCGUUUGAAGAAGGCAAUAUACUGUUGCUAGUACUGGUUCGUUUUGCAUCGUUCUUUCCAAUUUCGUUGGCAACCGCUUGUCUCACCUCUUCUUUGAUCUUCUUCCCGAUUGAAGAAUGUGUGUCCAAAGCAAAAUUGGUCCAAAUGAUGUCUGGCAUUCACCGAAUAAUCUACUUUGGGUCGUCCUUUUUCUUCGAUUUCCUAAUCAUGAUGUUGUCGGCAGCCUGUAUGGUCGUCGCCUUUGUCACGUACGACCCUGGGAACUCAUUUACAUCAUAUAACGACACAUGGAUCGCUACAUGGGUACUGCUAUGCGGCUAUGGGUUUACAAUGAUUCCCAUUGCGUAUCUGUCUGCACACCUAUUCCAUGCGCCUGGAACAGGUUUUGUAACGAUGCUUGGUGUAGUCUCGAUAAGCGGUGGAAUCAUCGUCUUACUUAUAGCCAUGUUGGAUUUCAUCGCGAUGUUUCCGGGCAACCCAUUUGACUUCAGGAUCGAGGAUAUCGAACUGGCCAUUCACCUAUGCAACUACAUUCCGCCGUUCGCCGUCGUGUGGGCUUUUAUUAACGUACACAUCAACGCUAUCUCAAAGGGCUUCUGUGAAGGUCUCACAAAUGUUACACGAGCCACGGUUUGUGUCGAACUUAAGCACAUCGCCAGCGCUUGCUGUCACCCAUGCGACGCUAAUGGAGAUGUUCUAACCUCGGGUUUCUGCUACAAACACGAGAGUCCGUUCCAACUGGAUCUUCGCAACGGGGCAGGCUACCAGUUAAUAGCUAUGCUUCUAGUGGGGUUGACUGCGUUGCUAGUGUUCAUUUUGAUCGAGACCAGCUCGCAGCGGUGGUGGAGAACGGCGAAUGUUUUCAAAUGGAACACAAUUUUACGUUCGGCUUCAAAUUCAAUCGGCAGAAAACAAGCAGGAUUUCGAAGUUUCGCAUCGGUAAGAACCAAAGAAGACGCUGACGUUGUGGCUGAACGCCGCAAAGUCGAGUUGGUCGUUUCGGAGGACAGGCAAGGUACUUACGCUCUAGUUGCGCAUGCGUUGACCAAAUACUUCGAAAGGUUCAAGGCGGUCGAUAAUAUCUCGUUUUGUGUCGAUCCACACGAGUGUUUUGGUUUACUGGGCGUCAACGGAGCUGGUAAAACGACAACAUUUGGUUUGCUAACCGGUGACCUGGUCACAAGCGAAGGAAAUGCAUAUGUAGUUGAUGCCGACCUGAUCAAUUCGUUGCGCCGAUUUCAAGGUUAUAUCGGUUAUUGCCCACAAUUCGACGCCCUUUUGGGCAAUAUGUCGGGUCGAGAAAUGCUCGAACUGUUCUGUGUCCUUCGAGGCGUAUCAUAUGAUCAGACAGAGUCAGUCGUAAAUCAAAUGGUGGGCCUAGCGGAUCUGGGCACGCAUGCGAACAAGCCGACGAACACGUACAGCGGUGGAACCAAGAGGAAGCUUUCUAUUGCUUUAGCAAUGAUUGGUAAUCCCGCUGUGCUGUUUCUCGACGAGCCAACGGCUGGUAUUGACCCGGUGGCCCGCCGUAAGAUCUGGGCCACUUUGAUGAAAGCGCAGCGAGACCUGGGCACAGCUGUGAUUUUAACGUCGCAUUCGAUGGAAGAAUGUGAAGCGUUAUGUUCUCGAUUAGCGAUUAUGGUCAAUGGCAGUUUCCGUUGCCUCGGUUCGCCGCAGCAUCUCAAAGCAAAGUUUGGCCAAGGCUUUACGGUCCUUAUCAAGUUGAAGCCUUCUGCCGUCGAGUCAAUCGUUGUGCCUCAGGUCUGCACCUUAAUGGAUCAGCUCUUCCCCGGCGAAAAUAAGCUUAAGGAUAACUACCAGUGUUUGCUGCAUUUCCACAUCACGGAUACGAGCCUUCGUUGGAGCGUACUAUUCGAACGGAUGCAAGAGUUAAAAGAGGGUUUCGAUUUUGAGGAUGUUGUUGUGUCGGACACGAGCCUCGAGCAAAUCUUCGUUGCAUUCACAAAGACCCAACGAAGUAACGCCCCGGAUGAUGCGGGUGAUGCACUGCAGUUUAAGACGAAGGUGCUGUAGGGUACGCGGCGUAUCAAGACUUAGCCCUAUACGUCCCGUCUGACCAGUCACAAACAUUGAUUUGGCAGGACAACAAUUAGUUUCAGGUUUGUCGGGCAAGCUUCGUAGUAUUUGCAACAUGCGAUGAAUAACGAAGAAGAGAAAAAAGAAACAGAUUGGCGUAAAUGUAAUGGGGACGACGGGGCGACGUUGAUAGAGACAAAUUUGCGAAGUUUGCACCGCCGCGAGUGCUAUCCAUUCUAUCAGGACUAACGUCUGGCGGAACGUGUGUCAGUAGAAGCAACAGCAAGAAUCACAAAUAAGGAUUUAUAUAUACAAGCGUCAUUUUAUUGUUAUUGAAGUGUGUAGCAAGAAA
This is a messenger RNA of Varroa destructor (honeybee mite), 6556 nucleotides long. Its product is annotated as phospholipid-transporting ATPase ABCA3-like. Gene Ontology annotation, molecular function: lipid carrier activity; ATP binding; ABC-type transporter activity. NCBI's taxonomy places the organism in Eukaryota, Metazoa, Arthropoda, Arachnida, Mesostigmata, Varroidae. Gene Ontology annotation, biological process: transmembrane transport; lipid transport. Gene Ontology annotation, cellular component: intracellular membrane-bounded organelle; membrane. The record is from RefSeq and is a predicted model, not a curated record.